This is a messenger RNA of Dinoponera quadriceps, 1659 nucleotides long. Its product is annotated as E3 ubiquitin-protein ligase RNF14-like. The transcript has 4 exons. Gene Ontology annotation, biological process: ubiquitin-dependent protein catabolic process; positive regulation of proteasomal ubiquitin-dependent protein catabolic process; protein polyubiquitination. Gene Ontology annotation, molecular function: ubiquitin protein ligase activity; ubiquitin conjugating enzyme binding; zinc ion binding. Bases 162 to 1550 code for a protein of 462 amino acids. Gene Ontology annotation, cellular component: ubiquitin ligase complex; cytoplasm. NCBI's taxonomy places the organism in Eukaryota, Metazoa, Arthropoda, Insecta, Hymenoptera, Formicidae. The record is from RefSeq and is a predicted model, not a curated record.
AAUUGUGUUUAGAGAAAAACGUCUUCAAGCCGUAGUGUUUGGUGAAAAGAUUCCUGUUUUCUUCAUUCGUGAAUUGGAAAUAUUACAACUUGCUACAAACAUUUUGACGAAGAAGGAGAGGAAGUUGUUGAUAAAUUGGACUUCUUUGUAUCUUUGACAAAAUGUUCGGCACGAUGAUGAAUGAUCGAAAACGACAGGAGGACGAGGUAGUUGCAAUUUCCAGUAUCUAUGAUGAAAAUAUGUUUUCCACAAUAGAUGAGCAGAUAAAGUGCACAUUGAACGUAUCUCUCACUGUUCCCCAAAAACUAGAGAUAAAAGUCGCUGAUCAUUCCAAUGAGACAUCUGUUGCUAUCGGCAACAAAAUCUUUGUGGAACAUUUGUCACCUGCCACGCUCGACAUGCAUCUUCCUAAUACAUACCCGUCUCAAAAACCACCGAUUUUCAGACUCUCUGUUCCUUGGCUGCCCCUUUGGGAGAUAUCUUUCUUAUGUCAGAAAUUGGAUGAAAUAUGGGAGGAAAACAAGGGCAACGAAAUUCUUUUCCUGUGGAUAGAUUUUUUACACAAUGAUUUAUUUAAUUUUCUUGGCAUAAAAGAUUCUUUAGAUGUAUCUUUUAUGCACAUGGUUCAUUUGACACCGCAGGAUUAUGUCAACUCACAUCUAGCGUACCUAUGUGAUUCUAGAGCCAUAAAUGAUUCAUUAUUUUUAAAUCCCAUCGAAUUUUUGACGUCUUAUAACAAAAGUCAAUGUCAAGUGCAAUUUAACAAGAAAUCUUACACUUGUGACAUAUGUUUCGAUAAGUAUAUGGGACUCAAAUGUGUAGAACUGAAGAACUGUGGACAUGUUUAUUGCAAAAACUGUAUAAAGGAAUAUAUACGUGUUAAAAUUACAGAGAAUAAUGAGAUCAUAUUAUGCCCGACAUUCGAAUGUAAGUGUAGAAUAGAUGUCAAUGACAUUAAAACCUUCUGUCCUCACCUGUUCCCACGAUAUGAGAAACUUGCACUACGCAUAGCAUUAGAUACUAUGGAGGACGUAGUAUAUUGUCCAAGAAUUUCCUGUCAAUAUCCAGUUAUCAGAAAUCUGGAGGAUGUGGCAAUGUGUCCUAUUUGUUCUUAUUGUUUUUGUAUAUUUUGUCAUAAGGUAUAUCAUGGCAUUACACCAUGUGAGAUGUCAUCAAGAGACUUUCAGAAACUCAUUGACAAAUACAAGAACAGUAAUGAUAAGCAAAAGAAAUUGUUGGAAAAGAAAUAUGGCAAAUUGCGGAUACAAUUGGUUGAGAAGCACCUCACAACAAAGUAUUUGCAAGAUAAUGCGAAGAGUUGCCCGAGUUGCCGCACUUUCAUCAUCAAAAGCGAUGGUUGCAACAAAAUGACGUGUACCCAUUGUCAAUCUUAUUUCUGCUGGCUGUGCGGUCAUAAGAUUAUCUCGACAAAUGCAUAUGAACACUUCAAGGAUAAAAAUAGCCCAUGUUUCGGACGUUUGUUUGAAGGUGCGGUGAACAUUGAUUAUGACGUAAUGCAUAAUAUAGCCUGGUUCGAUCAGAAUUUUUAAACUAUGUAUAUGCAUAAUACAGCAUAAGUUUUCAUAUCAUGUAGAAAAAUUCGAAAUAAAGUCUACAUAUCAAUAUUAUUACUAUAUAAAUGUAAAUAACAAAGGUAAU